AUAAAAACGCGCUCGUACUCCGUGACUCCCGUUCAGUUCACCGAUCAGUCACCUGGAAUAAACAGCACGCACGGUUUAAUUCGGAUUAACGAUGCGGUCCCGGUCGUUCCUCGUGCCCUUCUUUGCGCCUCUGUUGCUGUUGGUGUCGGUUCAGCGCGCGCACGCCGGCGGUGAGUACUGCCACGGAUGGAGCGACGCGUCCGGCGCGCGGCACCGAGGAUUCCGCUGUCCAGAGCGCUACGACGGCGAGGGCGCGCGCUACUGCUGUGGCUCGUGCUCGCUGCGUUACUGCUGCGCCGCUCCGGACGCGCGCCUCGAUCAGAGCACGUGCCCUGCCGAGCUGGACUUCCACAACCAAGGAGCACGAGACGUUCCACCGAGCCUUCCGACUUAUCUGCCCUUUGUGAUCGUAGUGAGCGCCUUCCUGUCCUUUGUUCUGCUCGGGUCGCUGAUCUCCGUCUGCUGCUGUCACUGUGUGAAGCCGAAGCCCAGCGACCGGCCCAGUCCCACACAGACCAGUUUGUUGGAAUCAGGAGGCCCGUCACCUAAAAGCUCCACCCCUUCGUGUAUGUCCAACUCUGGACUCCACCCGCCUCGCCCGAGUCCGGCAGAACUCAGCGUGUACAGUGCAUUUCCACCAGCAUUUGUUCCUCCACUUCACCAGGGGGCACCACAGUUUUACCCAAAUUAUCCCAACUAUUCACUGCCCCCGGAGCACACCAUGCUGAUCGCACCGGCGUUCCUGGACACGCACGGACAUGGACACGGUCCGCCCUUCCAUCAGGACCCUGUCUACCCCAAUGUUACUGUCUGAUGAUGUCACAGGACCAAAAACUAUAAACAAGUAGAAACAUGAAAAGCAGCAUGGUGAUGAAGAUCACAGCCGUUACCUUCCCAUCACAGGGGACUAAAGACAGUUUUUAAAUAAAAACCUAUGUUUAUUUAGCUGAUAUUAACAGUGAAGAUCACAAACAUGUAUGAACAUGGCUCAGAAAUCCUGUCACAUUAGCCUGCUAGCUAGCACUAACUGUAAAAGUUUUAAUGUGCCUCAAACACUCUCUCAGAAAUCCUGUCACAUUAGCCAGAUGUCUUCAGUCCAUUGAAAGUCUCCGUUGUCACAUUCAUUGGUAUGAGUUUAAAUCCUGAAAUCUUGUAGUUAGCAUUCUUAUAUUAGCUAGCUAGCAUUAGCAGUAAUGUUUGCGUAGCAUGCUAAUCUGUGUCCUUCUCCAUCGUGUCUUUAAAUUUGCUUCUUAUAGGAGUGUUUUUCUGCUUUAAACAUUUUUGUAAAAUGUUUUUUUUAAUAAACUCACAGAUUAUAGAGUUUGUUAUUUAAAAAAAAAACAGAGAAACAAUAAAGACUUAUAUUUAAAUACCUG
Molecule: messenger RNA, 1376 nt
Organism: Tachysurus fulvidraco (yellow catfish)
Lineage: Eukaryota; Metazoa; Chordata; Actinopteri; Siluriformes; Bagridae
Gene: shisa2a
Product: shisa family member 2a
Exons: 2
Coding region: 92-814 (240 amino acids)
Source: RefSeq, a predicted model, not a curated record